UGCGAAAGAAACGAACACUCGAUGGCCACUACGUGGGAAGAAGCACAGCAGAAUUCGGAUGCACAGAAAACCGGAAACUUCUCUUAUGCAACACAACCAACACUGGCGGAAGGAGAAACUAUGGAGGUCGAAGAAACAAACGGAAGUAGCGAGGUGGUUCGGGAGCUGGACAAACAAAUAUUACGCAAAGUGAUAAUAGGAGUAGUGGAGGAUAUCCCAUCAGGAAAUCAUAUGGAAUCCGACAUGGAGCCGCUUCUUCCACCUUCGGCAUAUUUACACAAUCCAGUCAAUGCGAUCGCUACAAAAUACGUGCACACUUCAACAAACAAAAAUCGGUAUCCCGUUAAUGUGGUUCGGUGGACACCUGAGGGCAGACGACUUAUUACCGGAUUAUCUAGCGGAGAAUUUACGUUAUGGAAUGGAUUAACAUUUAACUUCGAAACUAUAUUACAGGCACAUGAAUCAGCAGUACGAGCGAUGAAGUGGUCUCAUAACGAUAAUUGGAUGGUAACUGCAGAUCAUAAAGGUAUCAUAAAAUACUGGCAAUCCAACAUGAAUAAUUUGAAGAUGUUUGAAGGCCAUAAAGAAGCAAUUAGAGAUUUAUCCUUUUCUCCUACCGAUACGAAAUUCGCUACCUGUUCCGAUGAUGGAACCAUUAAGAUCUGGGAUUUUAACGAAGGAAUCGAGGAAAAAGCUUUAUCUGGACAUGGAUGGGACGUUAAAGCUGUUGAUUGGCACCCUCAUAAGUCACUUUUAGCAUCUGGUUCCAAAGACAAUUUGAUCAAAUUUUGGGAUCCCAAGUCCGGAAAAAAUGUGGAUACCUUACAAGAUUCAUUAGUUGAAGCGGUUGAGUUUGCUCAUGAUCAAAAUGUUUGGUCACUUGAUUGGCAUCCAAUUGGUCACAUAUUAGUAUCUGGUUCAAAUGAUCAUUCAACAAGAUUUUGGACAAGAGCACGACCUGGUGAUACAGUCCAAGACAAGUACCACGUUGGUAGACAGAGAGCGGAAGAACUUGGAUUGAAAGAUGUCGACAAUGAUGACUUUGUUCCUGGCUUGACAUUCAAUAAUGGUGGUUUGAUGAGCGGAUUCCUACCUGUUCCCAUGAAUCCUUAUCCAAUAGUUAGGCCAGACUUCAUUCAAUCAUCUCAAUCUGAACAAAGACAAGAACCUCUUACUCCACCGAAAAUUUUCGAUGUCACAGAUAUUUCAUAUGUAUCGUCUACCACUGACAUCAAAGUUGAUGAGUUACCUGGACUUGGAUUAUUAACUAGUAAUUCAUCCAUGAACCAACUGCCACCCGGUUUAAGUUUAAAUUCUGCUUCUCCUCCGGGUCUUAGUAGAAGUCAGCCAGGAGGCAUGACACGUCCAAUUAUCAAUCAACAAAGACCGCCAACCAAUGUUUCACUAUCACAACCACAGCAAUUCCAACAAAGACCUAUGUAUCAUCAACAGCUUCCUGCACAAACUCAGGGAGGAUACAUCAGUGAAUAUAGGGCCUAG
This is a messenger RNA of Acaulospora colombiana, 1500 nucleotides long. Lineage: Eukaryota; Fungi; Glomeromycota; Glomeromycetes; Diversisporales; Acaulosporaceae. The record is from the annotation of a GenBank genome assembly.